Punctularia strigosozonata HHB-11173 SS5 is the source of this 672-nucleotide messenger RNA. RefSeq lists its product as uncharacterized. The transcript is spliced from 6 exons. NCBI's taxonomy places the organism in Eukaryota, Fungi, Basidiomycota, Agaricomycetes, Corticiales, Punctulariaceae. The record is from RefSeq and is a predicted model, not a curated record. Gene Ontology annotation, molecular function: acetate kinase activity. Bases 1 to 672 code for a protein of 223 amino acids. Gene Ontology annotation, biological process: phosphorylation; acetate metabolic process.
AUGCCCAUCCAACGACAAGGCCUGAUCCUUUCCGUCAACGCUGGCUCGUUCUCCCUCAAGUUCCUAGACCAUCUGGAGCAUGGAUCCGGCAUCAAGAAGGGCGACCUCCAACAGGUCUACUACCGCGGCGUCCAUGGCGGCGACUGCGCAGAGCCCGCCAGCAUCUCCGAGACCUACCACCACACCGAGAAGCUCACCGACCUCGCCCCUCUACAUAACGGCGCCGCCCUAGCCGCCAUCCAAGCCUACCUCAAAUCCCUCCCGAACGCGCACUCGAUCGCCUACUUCGACACCACCUUCCACCGCGCACUCCCCGCCCACGUCUCCUCCCACGCCAUCGACCCCUCCGUCGCCCGCCCGUUGGCCUUUGACCUGUUCAUGGACCAUAUCCUCGGAUACGUCGGCGCCUACUUCGUCGCGCUGCAGGGCAACUUCGAUGCUCUUGUAUUCGCGGGCGGCAUCGGCGAAAAGUCGGUUGAGCUCCGGGAACGCGUUGCGGAGCGCGUGCGGUGUUUGGGAUUCUGGCCUGUGGAUCCCAAGAAGAACGGGGGCAUAAAGAUCGUGAAUAAUAUGGUACAGCGCGACACCAAUAACGAUUUAUUGAAUUCGAUAUGCUUUCGCGUCGUCGUCAGCUCCAACUACCGCGAAGACGAGCACGUCAUCAUGUUCUAG